AUGUUUAACCAAAGCACUGUGGCCAAGCUCCUUCUCCUGGGAUUCUCUGAUACUCAAGAACUGCAGAUAUCCCACUUUUUGUUAUUUCUGGGGAUUUACCAGGCUGCCAUGAUGGGAGACUUUCUCAUUAUUGUGGUUAUAGUUGCCAGUAAUCACCUUCACACCCCCAUGUACUUUUUCUUGCUGAAUUUGUCCAUCCUAGACUUUUCAACCAUCUCUGUCACCCUCCCAAAGUCCAUGGCCAAUUUUCUAUGGAAGACCACAUCGAUCUCCUGUGUCUCCUGUGUCUCCAAAGUCUUUUUCUUCCAUGUUUUUUGUGCUGCUGAACUUGCUUUACUGACUGUAAUGGCAUAUGAUGGUUAUAUUGCCAUCUGCAGACCUCUUUACUACAAGACCAUCAUGAAGGGGAGCACUUGCAUCCUCCUAGCAGCCAGUGCAUGGCUCAGCUAUGUCCCUUACUCUGCUCUCCACACUGGGAACAUCUUUUCUUUAACCUUCUGCAAGUCCAACAUUAUUGAACAGUUCUUUUGUGAAGUUCCACAGCUUCUCAAGCUCUCCUGUUCUCAUUCAUAUUUUAGUGAACUUGGGCCUGUCUCUAACUCCCCAUCAGCUCUGGAUCUCACAGUUUCUCUUUGCUAUUCUGUGUUGCCACCAGUCAUAAAUCCAGUCAUCUACACCGUGAGGAACAAUGACACCAAAGCUGCUAUGCAAAAAUUAACUGGCUGCAGAUUAUUAUACAGAAAUAAAUAG
Molecule: messenger RNA, 750 nt
Organism: Myiozetetes cayanensis
Lineage: Eukaryota; Metazoa; Chordata; Aves; Passeriformes; Tyrannidae
Product: olfactory receptor 14J1-like
Biological process (GO): G protein-coupled receptor signaling pathway
Cellular component (GO): membrane
Molecular function (GO): olfactory receptor activity; G protein-coupled receptor activity
Source: RefSeq, a predicted model, not a curated record